GCCUGAGCACUGUGCCUGGAGGGACUAAUGUUUAAGGCUGUCCCGGGGGCUGGUGACUCCACACUCACAUCUCUGGGCCUGAUCCUCUAGAGUCUUGUGUACACAGCAGCUUUCAUUCAUCUCCAUCAGACAUACAGCCAUAUCAAGAGCUCAUAAGACGAAGGAGAGGCGCCCAUGUCCUCUCCAGUCCUGCCUUAGCCCAGUCGUCUUGGAAAGAGCACUUUUUUUUUUUUUUUUUUGGCUGCGUCAGGUCUUAGUCGCAGCACGCGGAUUUUUCUUUGCAGCGCGUGGGCUUCUCUCUAGCUGUGGCGUGCAGGUUUUCUCUCUCUAGUUGUGGCGCAUGGGCUUAGCUGACCCUCAGCAUGUGGGAUCUUAGUUCCCCAACCAGGGAUCGAACCCGCGUCCCCUGCAUUGGAAGGCGGAUUCUUUACCACUGGACCACUGGGGAAGUCCUGGGAAGGGCAUUUCUACUCUUCCUAAAUGCAGGGGUCACCAUGAUCUCUCCCCUCCUCCCCUGCACCUCUCUCCAACUCCACUCUGAGCCCCUGGCACAGCUCUGUCCUGAGGAACUCAGCAGCCCUCUAGUCUCCCUGGCCCCCUCACCUCCACUCCCACAGCCCUUCAUCCCCUCACCUCAUGGCAUUCAACAUGGGCUUUAUACACAUAAAUCAGAAGUACCACUCCCCAGCCCACCCCCGCUUAAACCCUCCAAAGACUCCCCACUCUGCAUUCACUCACUUACAUAUUUAUUGAAUAUCUCUAUGUGCCAGCCACUGUUUAGACACUGAGGAUACAGCGGCAGAUAAAACAGAAUGUCCUGCCCUUGUGGACCUCAUGGGGAAAAUUGGCAAUAAACAGGAUAAAUAGCUAUAUUAGUCACCUACUGCUGAAGACCAGAUUACCCUGAAACUCAGUGGCUUUAAACAACAGCGUGUAUUGUCUCCCAGUUUCUGAGGGUCAAGAAUCCGGUCCUGGGUGCUCUGGACCCUCGGCGCAAAAUCUCUCGAGAGGCUGCAGUCGAGCCACUGGCUGGGGCUGUGUUCUCAUCAGAAGGCUCAGCUGGGAAAGGGUCUGUGUCUCAGCUCCCUCACUGGUUGUUGGCCAGGCCUUGGUCCUUUGCCACGGGACUCCUCAUGUCAUGGUGAGCAAUUCCAGAGAAAGAAAGAAGUGACAGCCCAUCACUUCUGCCACAUUCUAUUGGCUGGAAGCCAGUUACUCAAUCCAGCCCACCCUCAGGGGAGGGCUACACAAAGGUGCAAACGCAGGAGGCACGUGGUUGGGGGCCAUCGUAGAGGCUGCUGUCACAACACGUUAAUCAGAAUGUACUCUAUGUAGUGACAAGCUGGAAAACAGAUGAAAGAGGAGAGAGGACAUGAGAUGUUGGGCCGGGUGCUGAAACUGGAUAUAAAACAAUAGGGAAGGCCUCACCGAGAAGGUGACUUUUGAGUGAACACCUGAAGGGAGUGAGUAACUCUGGGGAAAGGGGGUGCCGGGCAGAGACAACCGCGAAUGCAGAGGUCCUGAGGCAGGAGCCUCAUGGGAAGGGGCUUGUCGCGUGAGGGUUGUCGAAUAGGAGGAAGCAGGCGACGAGGCAGGCCUGGCUGCAGCCAUACUUGAAGUGCAUCAGCACAGCCUACAAACCCACCUGCCGCCCUCGUACGCCUCGCUGCGGGCACCCUGGCCUCUAGCAAAGCCCUGAGCACAGCUGCUCUGUGUCCACUAUGGGGCUUCCGCAGAGGCUGCCCCCUUUGCCUGGUACCCUCUUUCCUGGCGCGCUCCACCUCUCUCUUCUUCCAGGUCACAGGCACUUGGCACGACCUGAGGAUUGCAUGUUUCGUUUGUUUAUCUGUCCAUCCCAUGAGCUCUCACAAACUCCAGGAGAUCAGAGACCUUGUCUCUUGAUCAAGGUGUGCCCAAGGCCCGGGACAACACGAGGCAAAGAACAGGUGCUGGGUAAACAUUGUGGAAUGCAUGAACGAGUGGCGGAAGCCUGUUGCACCGGUUACCGUACUUUAUUCACUUUCGUAUUUUGACUUGUUUCAGUUGACAAUAGGAAGCUGGGUGCGAGGGGGAGGCCGCAGCAAUCAGCGAGGGGGUCAAAGCAGUCUGAGGCCAGAGCAGUGGCCGGCGCGGCCUGCGCCCAGUCAGGGUUUGCGCGAAGGGGGGGAACCCCGGACUCAGCGGGGACAGAGCAGGGGGUAAGGCUCAAAGAGACCCCGAAGUGUGCGCGGGCUCCCGAGUCCCGGAGCGCGCUGCACAGCCCUGGUCCCGUAAAACAGCUCUCAGGACACGCUGGCCCAGCCCGGGAGCCCCGCCCUGCGCACGAAGCUCCGCCCCCACCGGUGCAAGCACCGUCCCGUGACUAAGCCCCGCCCAGCGAGCCCCGCCCCGCGCAGGCCCCUUGGGCACCGCUCGGCACUGCCCCCCCCACCCCCAGCCCGCCCACUGGCACGGGCCCCGUCCCCUCUCCGGAAGCCUUCCGCCCGCGCAGGCGCCCUAGGUCCCGAGGUGGCCCUAGGUCCCGAGGCGGCCCUGGAUCCGCCCGGUCCCUCCGCCUGCCGAGGUGCCAUGGUUCCGCCGCCGCUGUCGCCGCCGCUCUGCACGCUGCCGCCCGGCCCCGGACCCCCGCGCUUCGUGUGUUACUGCGAGGGGGAGGGCAGUGGGACGUGGGAACGCGGCGCCUUCAACCUCUAUGUGACGGACGCCGCGGAGCUUUGGAGCACCUGCUUCACGCCGGACAGCCUGGCGGCCCUCAAAGCCCGUUUUGGCCUGAGUGCGGCUGAAGACAUCACCCCUCGCUUCAGCGCUCAGCCCGCCUCCUUUCCCAGGGCAGCCUGCGAGCAGCAAGCUGUGACUCUCACCCUGCAGGAGGACAGAGCAUCCCUGACCCUUUCAGGGGGGCCCUCUGCGCUGGAAUUUGAGCUCUCCAAGGUGCCGGGCCCAGAGGCAGCCUCCAGGUUGCAGGCACUGACACUGGGCCUGGCAGAGCGCGUGUGCAGCUUGGAGCAGCGGCUGGCAGCUGCUGCAGAGGAGACGGCCAGCAGCCCCAGGAAGAGCUCCCGGCAGGUGGGCCCUCCGCUCUUCUUACCAGACCCGGAUCCUCAGAGAGCUGGCCCUGGACCUGGGGUCAAGAGGCGGUGUCCGGGAGAGUCUCUCAUCAACCCUGGCUUCAAGAGGUGCCCAGCCAUUCCCCCUCCCUCUUGUGCCCAGGGUCCAUCCCUGGACCCUGCCCGCCCGUCCACACCCCCAUGGUGUCAUUCCCUCUUCUCUCCCAGCAAGAAACCAGCUGGUGGUGUAGACUUCGACGACCCCUGAAGGCGCAGCAAAAACUGUGACCGUCGGGAGGCUGCUUGCCAGGGGAGGGGCAGCCCCUGGGACCCUCCCACUGGCACCUGCCCAUCCCGCUGCCAGGCAGGAACAGGCCUGCUCCUCCAGCCCCUUCCCCAUCAAAUAAACAUCUUCAUCUGGCGGAGGUCACAGAGGUCAGGGCCAGGCUCUGGUUCCUGGGGGCUGGCUCCAGGAGAGGUUCGGGGAUUGCCAGGCCUGCGGUCUGGGCGUGGGGCCGCGUCAGGCUCUGCGCUCCAUGGUGGAGCUGCCCGGCUCUCCCCACCUGCCCAGCUGUCCCUGCCUGGCCAGCCCAGGAGCCAAGAAGGUUGUGUGAGGUGGGGCUGGGGCUCUGAGAGGCUAGAACUCUGCUCUUGUCCCUCCGGGCACACGCCUCCCUGAUGCAAACCCCACGAGAUGACCAGGGAGAUGGGGGUGGCCUGCCUGCCACCUGGGGCAGAGCUGAGGAAUAUGGGCCCGCCCUCCGGCCUGGAGACCCAAGUUGCCCAGACGGGGCUCUGUUCCCCACCCUCCCCAGCCAUCCUGCCGCCCCACCCUGGCCUGACUGGUUUGGGAGCCCAAUCCAGUCCCGCCAUCCCUGAGGAGUGGGGGUAUGGACCGCACGCCGCCCACUGGGUUCUUUGCCGGUCCUUCCUGGCUGUCAUCUGGAGCUGAGCGUCUCACGGUGGGAGUUUGGGGGUGGCAGAAAUUGCGGGGCUUCUGGUCCUCGUAUGUCCGUACCCGCUCACUGAGGCAGAGAUGCCUUUCUGGGGCUGCAGAGGAGCGGGCGGGUGGCGGGGAAGGCGGGCGCGCUAGCGGGGGCGCACGGCGGGCCGGUAGGCCGCCAGGAUCUCGGCGCUGUGUGGACACGUGUAGUUGAACUCUUUCUCCUGCAGGGCGUUGUCCGGGUAGCGGCGGACGCCGCGCAACUCAGAGGGGAUGGGCGCCUGGCGGAAGUGCGCGCACACCGUCUGCGGGCGAGGGGCGCGGUCGGGGUCUCCUCGAGGGUCCGCCCCGCCCAGCUUUGCCCCCCCCCCGGCCCGGCGCUCCCGUUCACGGUGUGCAGCUUGGGCAGCAGCCCGCAAUCGACCAGCGUGAGCUGGUCGCCGUCCACAAACCGGUGGCGUGACUCGCGCAGCUGCGGCUCCCGCGCCAGCUCGUGCUCCAGGGGCGCGCGCAGGUAGCUGUCCAGCUUGGCGAGGGCGCACAGCAGAUGCUGGUACAGGGCUGGGGGCGGGGAGCGCGGUGAGGAGCCGGCCGGGGGCGCCACUCCCCCCAGCCUCGCCGUGUCUCCAGAUCCUCCUCAUCAUUGUCCAGCGCGGGCACCGGGUUCUUGAUGAAGGCGGAGAAUUUGUGAAAGACGUCAUUGCCCGCCGCGGUGGACUCCUUGUAUCUGGGCGCUAGGCUGGGGAAUCUGAGGGUGGAGGGGUUUUGGGUCAGACCCUUGCUGCCCCUUGCGGGGCCCCGGGCUCUGUCCUGGGGGUGUCCUGCCUGAGGGCCCCAUCUUGCCCCUCCCACCGCACCGGGCCCUCAUUCUGGGGGGCCCAGCGUCUCCUCCAGAAACUCCUCAAUCUGCAGCGUGUCCGUUUUGGCGUCGCCGUCAUACAGCAGGACGGGCAGCUGUGAACCCGGGGCAAAGUCUUUCAGCACAUCUGGGGACCUGUGGGCACAAGGCAGGGUGCCAGCGGCUGGCACAAGGAGGGCCAGAGCCAGCAAGAGGUUCCCGGGGCAGGGGCUCACCUGCGGGGUCCACGGUGGCGAGUGUGAAGGACACGCCUUGAGAAGCAGGAUCGUGGGGCCUCUGACAAGAAGGGCGGUGACCCACGCUCUCGCUGUCCUCGCUUGCCUGGAUGGGAGGCGUAGAGGGGCGUCGCAGCAGGGAGCACACCCAGGAGCCCCGCGGCCUCCCACUGCCAAGAGGUUGGAGCAAGGCUAGGGCUCCAACUCAGUUGGGCAUGGCCUGGACAAGCGGCCGCGAGGGCCCUUCACUCGGUCCCUGGGAGGCGGGGAGGGCUGCAGCGCUGCUGAGAGCCUGGAGGCUGGGCCAGGGCACCGGGGUGAGGGGUGCAGAGGCGGGAGCCUGGCUCUGGAGCUUGGUCCCUCGGCCCUUAUCUUCAGAGCAUGGGCUGAGGCCAGGCCCCUGGGCACCAGGGCCUGCAGGCUGGUCGCAAGGGGUGGGACAAGUGAGCUGUUUCCGGAGUGAUUCACUUUGCUGCACCGGGUACCUCGCUGCCCCGGGCUUCAAGGGUGGGAGGAGGCCAGGCCCUGGCAGCCCCUCACUGGGGUCGGCAGAUCUAGGCACGGAGGCUGCCUGGCACAGCCCCUCUUCUGCUGCAUUGACCCCAGCCUCCACCGGGCCUCGGCACUGCUCCCUGCCUGCUACGUGCCCGCCCCCCAGGGGCUUUUCCUUCAGGAGGGCUGGGCUGUGCCCGGGAGUCAAGGCUGGGAGUCAGGGUGAGGCCACCCCAAGCCCUUUGGGAAUGGUUCACCGGCGCUACCCCCCUCGCCGCCCCCACCUACGCAGCCUCCAAGGACAGCCAGAGCCUAGCGCAGGGCAAGGGGUGCGGACCGUGCCGCAGAGACCCACCCUUCAGCCCUCCCCAGACCUUCCUGCAGCCCGGCCAGCCCGGCACCUUGACAAACAGCCGGGCUUGGCGGUCUCAGCCAUGGUGGGGAGCUUCGAGCGGCGGCAGGGCCUGGGCGAGGACGUGCGGAGCUCCCUUUAAGGGUCCCCGAGCGCCCCGCCCUCCCCGGCCCGGGAGCCCGCCCUGUGGAGUCACCUAGGUGGCGCACAGGCAGCCAGGGCUCAGUGCCGGCGUGAGGGUGUGACCGUGGAGAACUGAGUGCUGGGAGCUGGACCGGGGGCGCCACGGCUUGGGGGGCGGAGUGGUGGAGGAGGCCAGUGCACUGGCAGUCGGGGUGCCGACCUGGGAGGGGGCAGCUCUGGAGCAGGGCCGCCCCCACCGUGAGCCCAACAGCCC
Molecule: messenger RNA, 6305 nt
Organism: Globicephala melas (long-finned pilot whale)
Lineage: Eukaryota; Metazoa; Chordata; Mammalia; Artiodactyla; Delphinidae
Source: RefSeq, a predicted model, not a curated record